Molecule: messenger RNA, 519 nt
Organism: Rotaria socialis
Lineage: Eukaryota; Metazoa; Rotifera; Eurotatoria; Philodinida; Philodinidae
Source: the annotation of a GenBank genome assembly
AUGGAAGAACAUGGCAUGUUUGUUGAGACGAAUGUUGCUGAAAAUGAACGAACGGAACAUGUAAAUUUCCUUCGUAUGGCUAUUAAAUUAGCAGAGGAUAAUGUUGAGCAUGGUCUUGGGGGACCUUUUGGUGCGGUAAUUUGUAAAGACGGUAAAAUUAUUGCUCAAGGUGCUAAUAGAGUUGUUCCAGCACACGAUCCGACAGCACAUGCUGAAAUCAUGACAAUCCGACUUGCUUCGGAAAAAUUAGAAACACAUAAUCUCGAAGGUUGUGUUAUUUACACUUCAUGUGAACCUUGUCCCAUGUGCUUAGGUGCUAUUUAUUGGGCGCAUAUUGAUCAUAUUUAUUUUGCGCAAUCAAAACAUGACGCUAAAGAUAUUGGUUUCGAUGAUCAUUUUAUCUACGAAGAAUUAGCACGUGAAUUACAUGAAAGACGUGUUGGUAUUACUCAACUACUUAAACAGGAAUCAAAAGCAUUCGAAAUGUGGACAGAAUCGCAUAAAAAAACUCAUUAUUAA